This is a messenger RNA of Helianthus annuus (common sunflower), 1880 nucleotides long. RefSeq names its product AP2-like ethylene-responsive transcription factor TOE3. The transcript has 10 exons. The record is from RefSeq and is a predicted model, not a curated record. Gene Ontology annotation, biological process: regulation of DNA-templated transcription. NCBI's taxonomy places the organism in Eukaryota, Viridiplantae, Streptophyta, Magnoliopsida, Asterales, Asteraceae. Gene Ontology annotation, molecular function: DNA binding; DNA-binding transcription factor activity. The coding region runs from base 171 to 1637 and encodes 488 amino acids.
ACAAGAUCUACCAACAGAACCUAAAAACAUCCCCACCUACCCUUCACUACAAUAACCCCACAUCAGCAAUAUAUUACACCUCUAUAUAUAUCUAUAUCUAUCUCUCUAUCUAUCUAUAUAUAUGCAUAGACACACAGCUCUAGAUAGAGAGAAAGAGAACUGUUUUCUUGAUGUUGAACACACAAAUAAUGUGGGAUCUAAACGGGUCACCCGAAGCAGCUGAGGAACACAACAACAAAGGUAAGCAAGCCGUAUCUAAUUCCAGUUCGUCUGUCAUGUUCGUUGACCACGACGACUUUUCCGACCAAGAUGAUCAAGAUUCCGACAAGAGUAUGUCUACAAACCCUACAUCCACCGGUGAUAACCGGUUGUUUGGGUUCAACAUGACCGACAACUCAUCCUGGGCCUCCAACCCGCCGGUCACUCAUCAGUUUUUCCCGUUGGAUGGUUCUGAAGUAGGCCCCACCACGUCCGUUGGACCGGCCAUGACGUCAUUUCCAACGUCUAACUGGGUUGGUGUCAAAUUUUCCAACCAAACUACGUCCGAUUCUCCAUAUUUUGGUGUCACCGGAAAGGUUGUUAAUGAUGUUGCUCAACCGAUCAAGAAAAGCCGGCGUGGACCCCGGUCUAGAAGCUCUCAGUACCGGGGUGUUACCUUUUACCGGCGAACCGGCCGGUGGGAAUCACACAUAUGGGAUUGUAGGAAACAGGUGUAUCUUGGUGGAUUUGACACUGCACAUGCAGCUGCACGUGCUUAUGAUAGGGCAGCAAUUAAGUUUCGGGGUGUGCAGGCUGACAUAAACUUCAAUCUUGAAGACUAUGAAGAUGACCUAAAACAGAUGAGCAGUUUAUCAAAGGAAGAGUUUGUGCAUGUACUUCGUAGACAAAGUACCGGUUUUCCUCGAGGCAGUUCCAAAUAUCGCGGAGUUACUUUGCAUAAAUGUGGUCGAUGGGAGGCUCGAAUGGGCCAGUUCUUGGGGAAAAAGUAUGUGUAUUUGGGUCUUUUUGACACUGAAGUUGAAGCUGCCAGGGCAUAUGAUAAAGCUGCAAUUAAAUGCAAUGGGAAGGAUGCUAUUACAAAUUUUGAUCCGAAGAUUUAUGAAAAUGAGUUCAACUCCACUGAAUGUUCGAAUAACGCCACCACUACAUCAUCGGAUCAUAAUCUUGAUUUGAGCUUAGGGGGGAAUUCCACCUCAAAUAAGCCACAAACCAUUGAAUUCGGAAAUGAGUGCCAUAUUCAAUCGACACAUUCUUCAAACUCGAUCCAGUUCGGAUUUAGUUCACCACCGGCAUAUGGGUCAGGCUGGUUUGAUGGAGGGAGAAGAGAAGGGUAUAAUGAAGCCGAGACGAUCCGGCUUCUGAGCCAGACCCACCUACAGUCUCCUUCUGCACCUUUUAGGGGUAACAAUGAAGCGCGUGCAUACGGGCAUUUUAUGCAGCCCAAUGACCCAGCCACGCUUCAUACGUUCUACCCGAACGCUAUCAACCCACCGAGCCAUCAAAUGUACGCAAACAGCAGCACCGCACACGAUGGAGGACGAGGAAUUGAUCCAUCCCUACACCAAAUGUAUGCAAAUAGUGCGGCAGCAUCAUCAGGAUUCCCACAGCAAAGAUUUAACAUCAGACACCCCCCUUAAAAAACACUCACAACAAUUGGGUCCACGUACAGCACAACAAAACCUAGUCACCACAUUUUGUGUUAAAUGAUGUUUCUUUGUUUUGUUUGACCAAGAAAGAGUCAAUGUCAUUGGUUUUAAAUAUCUAGCACAACUAAACAUACAGUUGACUUUGACCCUGAAGAUCAAUGAUUUUGGUGUUCUUGAGUUAUAUAUGCAAGUCAAAUUAAUUAAAGGAAUGAAGACUUUCCUUAUCAUUGAUUA